AUGCUCUUUGGGCACUCUGCCGUGGCCAUUCUGCGAGGCAACGAAGCCACAUUUACGUCGCUCCGCGUCAACGGGUCGCUCAACGUGGAUAUAACCAAGUUCCAGACCAACUCUGACUUCACGUUCGACAGAAUCAUGCAGGUUAUGGCGAACGACGCCGACUGCCUGCACUGGCGCAUGAGUGACAUGAAGCUGUCUGCCGACGCGCAAUGUGUGGGUCCAUUGAACGAAGUGUGA
Aphanomyces astaci is the source of this 237-nucleotide messenger RNA. RefSeq lists its product as hypothetical. The transcript is spliced from 4 exons. NCBI's taxonomy places the organism in Eukaryota, Oomycota, Saprolegniomycetes, Saprolegniales, Verrucalvaceae. The record is from RefSeq and is a predicted model, not a curated record. The coding region runs from base 1 to 237 and encodes 78 amino acids.